This is a messenger RNA of Ostrea edulis (European flat oyster), 1394 nucleotides long. RefSeq names its product cytoplasmic 60S subunit biogenesis factor ZNF622-like. Gene Ontology annotation, molecular function: zinc ion binding; nucleic acid binding. Lineage: Eukaryota; Metazoa; Mollusca; Bivalvia; Ostreida; Ostreidae. Gene Ontology annotation, cellular component: preribosome, large subunit precursor. The transcript has 9 exons. The record is from RefSeq and is a predicted model, not a curated record. Gene Ontology annotation, biological process: ribosomal large subunit biogenesis. The coding region runs from base 118 to 1263 and encodes 381 amino acids.
GUGUAUUCUACUUCGAAUGAGUUUUCCGGGGAAAAAAAUAUUACGACAUAAGUUUACAAGUGCUGUGAAAGACCCACUGACGCAGAUUGACACACUGUGUGCUAGAAAGAUUUUGUAAUGUCAUCGGGAUUAUUUACCUGUAUUUCGUGCCGUGUGGGGUUUCAGGACGGCAACCUACAAAGGGCUCAUUAUAAGACCGACUGGCACAGAUACAACCUCAAGCGCAAGGUGGCUACUCUUCCUCCCGUGACAGCUGAGGUGUUCCAGGAGAAAGUUCUCUCUCAAAGGACUAAGGUUGAAGAAGAACAGAAAGUUACAUCCCAUAUCUGUCAGUUGUGUAGCAAACACUUCAGUUCUGAAAAUGCCUUCCAAAACCACAUCCAAUCAAAGAGACACAGGGACCUGGUCAGCAAAGUGGAACGACAGGAUGGUGAACCGAGUCAGCAGGGAAGCAAUACCAUCAUUUCAACUCCAAAACAGAAGGAUGCCAUAAACAAACAGAUAAAGCAGGAGAUGGAGAGGACACAGAGGCGGAGUGAAGAGGCAGAGACACAGGAUUUAUCCUCGUCUGAGGAGGAGUGGGAGGGUGAGGCUCUCGGACUGGAGGAGUGUCUAUUUUGUUCAUCAGUUAGCUCCUCAAUGGAGAACAACCUUAAUCACAUGUCUGUCAAGCAUGGAUUCUACCUUCCUGAUGCCGAUUUUCUAGUAGACUUAGAGGGAAUGGUUUCAUAUCUUGGUGAGAAGGUUGGAGAGGGCCACAUGUGUUUGUGGUGUGGGGAGAAAGGAAAGACAUUUCAUAGUGUUCAGGCGGUACAGAAACACAUGUUGGACAAGGGCCAUUGUAAAAUCAACUUUGAUAGGGACGCUGCUCUGGAAUUUGUCGACUUCUACGAUUACAGGAAGAGCUAUCCAGAUGGUGGAGACGUUGCCAUGGAAACGGAUGAUGAGGUGAAAGACCAUGUUUUGGAUACUGAAGGAUAUGAACUGGUUCUCCCAUCAGGUGCUACUAUUGGGCAUCGGUCACUAUGGCGAUACUAUAAACAAAACCUUCCACAGAGGUCAUCAGAGGGGUCAUCCACAGUGAUUCCCAAAAUGCUGGCCCAGUACAGAGCUCUUGGCUGGACAGGAGCCUCAGGUGAAGUUGCACAGACAAGGGUUAAAGACCUGGCAUACAUGCAGAGAAUGAAAAACCGACAGCAAAUGAAACUGUCAACAAAGGCUAACAAGUUCCAGCCACACUUCAGAAGUGACGUUGCAUUUUAAAGAUUCUAACCAACGUAUAUAUAACCUAUCAAAAGGAAGGAUAGCAAAAAAAAAAAAAUGGAAAAAAAGAACAGUUUAAUAAUUUUGGCUGUAUUGAUUAGGAGAAAAUAAUAAAGUAUGAACUCACAAUC